AUGGCCGUCCUCCGCACCACCACGUCCCGCAUUCUCGCCUCCACUCGCCCUUCCACCCUGUCCCCUUUCCUCCGCCGCACUUAUGCAACCGUCGAACCCAUCUCCAACCUUGGUGAAGCCAUGUCUGCCACUCAACGGCCUGUCUCCCCAAAACACACCUCCACCAUCCACGAGCCCGCUCAAUCUCCGGAGGCCCGAACAAAGACCUUCCACAUCUACCGCUGGUCGCCUGAUACGCCCACCGAGAAGCCUAAGAUGCAAUCUUACACGCUGGAUUUGAACAAGACGGGACCGAUGGUGCUGGACGCAUUGAUUCGGAUCAAGAAUGAGGUGGAUCCUACGUUGACAUUUAGGCGGAGUUGUAGGGAGGGGAUCUGUGGGAGUUGUGCUAUGAAUAUUGAUGGAGUCAAUACGCUGGCUUGCUUAUGCCGCAUCCCAGCAAACACAUCCCAUGAAGCCCGCAUCUACCCUCUACCUCACACCUACGUCGUCAAAGAUCUCGUUCCGGACCUGACCCAAUUCUACAAGCAAUACAAAUCGAUCAAGCCAUACCUGCAGCGUGACACCAAGACCGAAGAUGGCCUCGAAAACCGCCAAUCACCCGAGGACCGCAAGAAGCUCGACGGCCUCUACGAAUGCAUCCUCUGCGCCUGCUGCUCGACGUCCUGCCCCUCCUACUGGUGGAACAGCGAAGAGUACCUCGGUCCCGCCGUCCUGCUGCAAUCAUACCGCUGGCUCGCCGAUUCCCGCGACGAGCACAAGGCCGAGAGGAAAGAGAUGCUGGACAAUAGCAUGAGCCUGUACAGAUGCCACACGAUCCUGAACUGCUCGAGAACGUGCCCGAAGGGGCUGAAUCCGGGCAAGGCAAUUGCGGAGAUCAAGAAGACGAUGGCCUUUACCUGA
Messenger RNA from Letharia columbiana, 903 nucleotides. RefSeq lists its product as uncharacterized. The transcript has 3 exons. The record is from RefSeq and is a predicted model, not a curated record. Gene Ontology annotation, biological process: aerobic respiration; respiratory electron transport chain; tricarboxylic acid cycle. Gene Ontology annotation, cellular component: mitochondrial membrane. Bases 1 to 903 code for a protein of 300 amino acids. NCBI's taxonomy places the organism in Eukaryota, Fungi, Ascomycota, Lecanoromycetes, Lecanorales, Parmeliaceae. Gene Ontology annotation, molecular function: electron transfer activity; 2 iron, 2 sulfur cluster binding.